This is a messenger RNA of Sebastes umbrosus (honeycomb rockfish), 4864 nucleotides long. It is a transcript of the gene atxn1l, whose product is annotated as ataxin 1-like. Bases 278 to 2815 code for a protein of 845 amino acids. Gene Ontology annotation, molecular function: protein binding; RNA binding. The record is from RefSeq and is a predicted model, not a curated record. Lineage: Eukaryota; Metazoa; Chordata; Actinopteri; Perciformes; Sebastidae. Gene Ontology annotation, biological process: regulation of DNA-templated transcription; anatomical structure development. The transcript has 3 exons. Gene Ontology annotation, cellular component: nucleus.
AGGAAAUGUAAUAAACUCAGUGACGUCAUUGGUGCGCGCCUCUGCUGGCCUUCGAGAUGGGCUGACUCCUCUUAGCCUUGAUUUCUCCACUUGUCCCUCCGCACAUAUCAACUUUGUUUUAUAAAGAAAAGCCUGUUCGCGAUGACAUUUGGAGGUGAAUUGGCAGACAAGGUCAGCCAGGUGAUUUCACAACUGGUUCCUGUGCGGGCUGACUGGCUUGCAAGUUUCAGUUCCUGUGCAGUACAGUAAAGCCAUUCGCUAGGGUCAGAGGAUUGCAAUGAAACAAGCUCAGGAGCGCAACCAGGAGUGCCUGCCUCCUAAGAAGAGGGACCUCCUAGUUAGUAACAACAGUGGAGCUGGAGGGACAGGAGGAGGAGUUGGGGCUGCAGGAGGGGGUGGUGGCGGUGGCGGAAGUGGAGGUGGCAGUAGUGCUGGUGGUGGUGUUGGAGAAGAUGAAGUGGUUUCCAUCCAGAACUCUGCAGCCAACAGUGACACUCAGGGAGGGACCCCAUCUGGAGAGUGGCUGCGAGCUCAGCCAGGUCUUCAUUAUGGAGUGGAUAAUCCUGAGGGUAUACCAGCAGUGCCAGUUGACCAGUACAGUAUGCUCUACAAAGUGGCUCUUCCAUCUGUUACCUACUCACCUACCAGUCUUCACCCAGUGUUAAGCCACAUCUCUCCAGCCUACACUGUACACUCAUCUCUCCUGCAGCAUCCAGGCCUUUCCUAUCCUCCUCUUGGUUACGCCCAGAUCCCUCAUUCCUCUCUCCAGUUUGUUAGUUCCCCUUAUGCAGCGGUACCUUACGCUCUACCCCCUGGCUUUGUCCCGGGUUCAUUAAUCUCUCCCUCAGGCACCAUUCCUCAGUCCCAUGCUGUGUCCCACCUUGUUCCCUAUCCAUCUGUCAUACAGGAAGGGGUUGUUUCCCCACCUCCCCAGGCCCAGGUAGCUGCUCAUACCUUUGCCAAAGGCAGAAUCAGCGGUGUCCCGCUGAUGCUGCCUUCAGAGCAAACUGCCCAGCAGCACCUUGGUACCCUAGGAGUCCUGCCCGCGACAGAGCUCGACUCUCGAGGGUUGCCGGUCUUCUAUCACUCCCAGGGCGCCAGGGCUGCCACUGCCACCAGAGACCCCCACAGUGCCCAGCAGGAGAAUGAACCAGAGAUGAAUGGAGGCGAUAAAGAGCAGGGAACUAGGGUGGUCGUACUCGACUCGGCCUACACUGCCAGAAAUGCACGUCUGCUGCAGGUAGCAUCCAACUCUGUUGCCCAGGAGUACAGCCAAGACAGAGGCCUGCUGAACCGAAGGCUGGAGGAGAGGAGCUCACCGGGCCAGUGCAGCACUCCAGACAGCGACCUCGAGGUGCAGCAGGUGGUUGGUCGUUUUGUUUCCUCUAGCCAAGGUGGAGUGCGGAAAGAGGUCUCCUUUGCUCCUUUGAAUCUCUCUCAGGGUGCCCAGAGAGCCAGAGAUGUCCACGGAGAGAGCACAGGUGUAAUUUCCGGACGGACUGCGUACACGGCCCAGGCUGCGAGUUACACUGAUCCCAGACUGACCGGUCUCCAGCAGCAAUCAGGACAACCAGGCCAUGCUGUCAUGCUUGCCAACGGGCAACCAGUUCUUAUUCCCUUGGAGUAUCACCUGCAGCAUCACCCCCAACCACCACAGCAACACUACCCAGGGCAGGUUAAUGAUGCCUCAGCCAGCCAUGCCUCUACCACCAUGGCCUCCCUUAACCCAAGCUUUAAAGCCUCUGAUUCUUCAGCCAGAGUGUGCCUCCUUGAAAGGGCGGAUCCGACCGCAGCUCAGCAGCAGCUCCCCCAUCAGGUCCCCCAUCAGCCUCCUGUCCAGCCUACAGCAGAUGUGACGCAGGCCUUAGCUUCGAGCCUCGCUCCUUCCUCGGCUCCCUCCAACCCGUCACACUUCAUGAAGGGAGCCAUUAUCCAGCUGGCUACUGGGGAACUGAAGCGUGUGGAGGACCUGCAGACUCAGGACUUUGUGAGGAGCGCCGAGGUGAGUGGGGGGCUUAAGAUUGACUCCAGCAUGGUGGUGGACAUCCGUGCCAGCCAACAGAGGCCAGGUCUUGUGUCGCUUCACUUUACUGUGGGGGAGCAGCAGAGCAAAGUGACCAUCGAUGUUCCCCCGGAGCACCCUUUUUUUGUGUUCGGGCAAGGCUGGUCGUCCUGCAGCCCCGAGCGCACCGCCCAGCUCUACGGCUUGGCCUGCCAUCAUCUGCAAGUAGGAGACGUGUGUGUGUCCAUCACCCUGCAGCAGCAGCUUCAGGCACAGCAGCAGAAACAACCACAGCACCAUCAUUCACAACAGCAACAACAACAACAGCAGAACCUGUCCAGGACUUUGAGCAAAACCAACGCUACAUCAGGACCUGGUCACCAGCUCAUGGGGCCUCCUGCCCCUCAGCAGUCACGGCCCCCGUCUCAUUUCAGGCUAGACCGCAUCCACAGAGAAAGACAGAGGGAUGGGGAAAAUGCAGUUGAUAAGGAGGAAGCCACACAUUUUGGGGUUGUUGGGCACUCUGAGUCGCCCAUCAGAACCAGUAGGACCUCAGCAGAGCAUCCAAGGAGCCAGAGCAGUUACCACUUGCACACAGAGAGCUCUGCUUUUGCAGGGGCAGGGAUGGGAGCAAUGCAGGCUGCGCUAGGUGCUUCUCAGAGGCGCUGGUCUUCACCUGGCCUCCAAAGAUACAAUAUGAAGGGAGACGAUGGGCCACGCCCUCAAAUAAGCACCUCCGGCCACACAAGGCCCUCUUUCAUCCCCCAGGAGGUCAAACUGUCCAUUGAGGGGCGCUCUAAUGCAGGGAAGUAGCAUCACAUUUGGUAGCAAAUAUAGAAGAGACUGCCAUGAGUAAGAAUGAGUCUGACAAGGAGAGAAAGAGGAAAAAAAGAGUGCGAAUGUAGCCUCAGAAUGUUUGAGAUUUUGCACACCUAAAAUAUACAAAAAUACAAGAUCUAUCUGGUGAGUUCUGGUUUGGUUCGGUUGUCACUCAGCCAAAGGAUACGAGCCUGUGGUUUCCCAGCCAGCUGAGGUCUGACGGGGACAUUACAAGCCGAGUAGAAAGUAUGUAGCGGAUGAAAUGCCUACCAUAGUCCUUGCACACUGCAUUUCUCUUCCUCCCUCCCUCCUUUGUCGCCACUUCCUCAUACCCAUGCUUGGAGGUUACCAUCGCAUUCAGAACACUCUUGCUUCCUUUUUGACCAAACCGUCUCCUUGGAAGGACUACGAAGAAUGUGUUUGUAGCACGGUGAAGCUACCAACUCUGCAGGUUCUGAUGCAUUUAAAAGAUCCCAGCCAGUGAUCUUCUAUCUCCUCCAUUCCUAAGAUCCUGUUUCCUUCAAAAGCGUUUACCCAAAAAAAGAGCGGAGUUGCUGACAUCAGCAGCUCCUGCGGUGAUGUUGGCACUGUUGACGCUAACUGUCAGUGUAUGUUACAUUAUGCUUCUCCGGCAGGAGUCUAAAACCUCUGCUGUCAGCAGAGAUACUCCCCCCUCCUACCCUCCUCCUUCCUUUUCAGGAGGUCGGUCUGUAAAGAACGGGGUCCCCUCUCAGGCCAAGUGUGGCACGUCCCGCUUGUCUUACAAUCGAAAUAGUGAUAAGUCAAUCAGUGUGUCUGUUCAGCAAUCAGUUUCCACUCAAAAAAACGAAUUCAGCUCAUGCCCUCUGGUGUAGGCUGAGGGUCCUAACGUGUGAGUGUGUUUGCAUAAAUGCCACAGAUUGGAUUAAUGCUUUGCUCUCUAAUGACUAGAGAUAUUUUGCAUUCCAGUAUCAUCAGUGAGAAUAUCCAUCACUUAACUUUUUCUCCUUUAGAGAAUCACUUCUCAUCCUGAGCGACACCCUCCCUCCUCCUCCUCACUAUACCUCAAAGCUUUCCCGACCAGACCGGUGACCUUAAAUGCAAUUUUAAACGGCGUAAUUAACGGAGGAGGCACUGGCUGGUCAUCACCAAAGCCACCUGUGGGAAUGAGACAUUACCUUGUCACAUCACUGGCUGCAGGCCACUUUAGUCCUAGAAGAGUGGAAGUUUGCCUUGUAGAGAGAAACCCUGCGUGCGGGUGAGUCAGUGACGAGGUGUAUCUCUUUGUCCUAGUUACUCUUUGCUCAGUUACCAAAUUAAAGCAAUAGUUGUUUUUACGGCACGCGGCUGUACUGCUCCUGCUCCCCCAGGAGUCUCUCGUCGUGGGCUGUAUUAUAUCUCUGUACAUCUGAGGUGUGAGAUCUGACCCUCUUUAAACCCCAACCUUUAAAGGUGAUGCACUAUUCAUUUUCAUAGAUUUUUUUCAGUAUUUCUACACAAGCAAUGCAUGACAACUUUCUCAAGAAAUCAUUGUAGAUGCUUCUCUUUGAUUCUCCAUCUCGCUGAUGAUAUUUAAUCUUUUACUCAAGUGCAUCUCCAAGAAAGGCUUGACUCUAAUUAAGUUGUGAUCAUUAUCAAGUUAUCUUCUGUUCUGUCUUUUUUGUUUUAACGUAUACGGUCCUUCGCUUUUGUACUUGGAUGUACUUUAUCCAGUGGAUCUUAUGAUUGUCUUGUGUUGCACAUAGAAAAUGUCACUCAUUGAUUUCACACUGACCUUGUUAAUAGGAAUCACAGUACAGUAGAUGUGUUUUUUUUUUUUUAAUGAAGGGAAUAUGUUUGAAGUAUUGUUGUUGGUGUUUUGUGGUGUGAGAGAGAGAGAGAAAAAAAAACUGACUCGCAUUUUUAACUCUGUUUACAAAUUAGCCAAGAUGAAUGCUGCAGUUUCCUCCUUCUGACAGAUUUUUAUCCUUGUCACUGAGAGAGAAAAAAAAAACAACCAAAAGGGUGAAAUUUAAAAUAAGUGCAAUUAGACCACACAUUAAAUCAUUCAGAGGUUUAUAAUCA